Molecule: messenger RNA, 150 nt
Organism: Diversispora eburnea
Lineage: Eukaryota; Fungi; Glomeromycota; Glomeromycetes; Diversisporales; Diversisporaceae
Source: the annotation of a GenBank genome assembly
AUGGAGUACACUCGUUAUGGUGGAGUACACUAUCGUUAUGGAGUAAUUCAUAGAGUUCACUUAUUGAGUCAUCAAGAUUUGGGAACACGCACCAAAAGUGACACAGUAAUUACAGAUGUUGUUAUUUUAUUUGCAGAAACAGAUAAAUGA